AUAUGGGAAGAGACUAUGCUCCCAUCACCAACUCAGUCCUGCACCUUUAAGAAGAAGAAAAGGAAAAAGAAUCACAAGCACGAGUAUGCAUUGCAAGUGCUGGUGAUCACCUGGCCCACUGUCUCUUUCCCAGGGGCACGGGCGGCCCGAGCAGUCCCGCAGCCAGCGAACCGGGCGCGCAGCCGCCCACUUGCGCUGUGCCCGCCGCAGCCGAACCCGGCCCAGGCGGGAGCCGAACGGAGAGCGGGGAUCGCGAGCCCCGGCCAGAGCGAGCGCGCGCGGCCGCCGCCGAGUCGGCACCUGGAGGACAUGGAGGAAAGGCCGGCAGAGACCAACGCCAGUGUGGACGACUCAGCGCCCCCCUCGGUGGCCCAGCUGGCCGGGCGAUUCAGGGAGCAGGCGGCCGCUGCAAAGACACCAGCCAGUAAGCCAACAAGAAGGAAACCGCCCUGCUCCCUCUCUCUGUUCCCCCCCAGGGUAGAGCUGGGCCAGAAUGGUGAAGAGAAGUCACCGCCCAAUGCAAGCCACCCUCCUAAAGUCAAGGUGAAGAGCUCGCCUCUGAUCGAGAAGCUCCAGGCCAAUUUAGUCUUUGAUCCAGCGGCCCUGCUGCCUGGGGCCUCACCCAAGAGUCCUGGACUCAAGGCCAUGGUGUCACCAUUUCACAGCCCGCCUUCCACCCCCAGCAGCCCUGGCGUGUGGUCUCGGGCCAGCGAGCCGGAGGAGGUGCCCGUCAGCUUUGACCAGCCUCCUGAGGGCAGUCAUCUGCCCUCUUACAAUAAGGUGCGGACAAGGGGCUCCAUAAAAAGGCGCCCUCCCUCCAGGCGAUUCCGAAGGUCUCAGUCGGAGGACUGUGCGGACCUGGGGGGGCUCAGGGCCGAGGAGUCCUCCCAGGAGAAUGGGGCCAAGGAAGAGAAUGGGGACGAGGUGUUCCCAGCCAAGAGCAAGACCCCAGGAUCCCCUCCUCUGAGGAGGACGCCCAGCUGGACAGAGAAGCAGGAGGAGAAGGGCAGGGCUUUGAGGGUAGCCCAGCAGCACGAAAAGGCCGUGGGGAGCUCCGAGGAGGGGGCCAGCCAGCGUCCAGCCCGAGCCUCCAGCCCAGAAGCAGAGGACGGGGGUGGGAGCCCCACGGAGGAGAAACCGGCUGAAGGGCAGAUGGAAGGGCCUACGGAGGUGAAGGAGAGGGCGGCCAGCGAAGAGAAGGAGCCUGAACAAAGCAGCCGAGACACAGAGGGGCUGGAGGAGGGAGCUCUGGGGGAGGAGACCCCCCAAAACCCCCCUGGAGGAGGGGAGGGCGACCACAGUUCUGAGCGGGGGGCUGGCAAGGAAAAGCAAGAUGACGGGACCAUCCUCGAGCCAGGCUGUGACCCUGUCACUGACCAUGCCCAGCCGGACACUAGCAGUGAGGUCCCCAAGACAGAGGAUAAUACCCCUGUCCAGGACACUAAAAUGUGAAGAAGAUCUCAUUGUGCCUAGUGAUGAAGCUGCUGGAGCCGUGUCCUUGAAGUAGCAGCAAUGAUUGUAGCGGCAGCAAAGGAAGCCAUCGCAGAAGCAGGAUGGGCUGAGGGUCUGGAGUCAGCCUGAGGACACAGGGUGCCAUUUCCCGACCUCCGCACCAUUGUAGACAGAGAUUGGAUCUGAGGGCAGCAGACUUUUAUCAACUUGAUAAAAGUUGUGUCACUUGAUGGACUUGGUUUAAAAAAAAAAAACUUAUUUAAAGCAAUUUACUAUGGUGACAACUCCCCAGGGAUACUGGUCAAACUGUGGGGCCCAUAUACUGUCCACACCCACCUAACCCUAUAGCUGACCUCAGAACUGGACUGGGAUCUACCUAAUCAGAUUGUGUUUGUGUAAGGUGACAGCCUUUUUAUUGUUCUUAAGUUUUCAUGAUUCUCAAGCGUAAGUAAAAACUCAUUUCAAGUA
Messenger RNA from Lagenorhynchus albirostris (white-beaked dolphin), 1920 nucleotides. It is a transcript of the gene RCSD1, whose product is annotated as RCSD domain containing 1. The coding region runs from base 16 to 1452 and encodes 478 amino acids. Gene Ontology annotation, biological process: protein localization to endosome; skeletal muscle contraction; retrograde transport, endosome to Golgi. The record is from RefSeq and is a predicted model, not a curated record. The transcript is spliced from 9 exons. Gene Ontology annotation, molecular function: phosphatidylinositol phosphate binding; retromer complex binding; actin filament binding. Lineage: Eukaryota; Metazoa; Chordata; Mammalia; Artiodactyla; Delphinidae. Gene Ontology annotation, cellular component: early endosome; WASH complex.